This is a messenger RNA of Spodoptera litura, 3046 nucleotides long. It is a transcript of the gene Syx13, whose product is annotated as syntaxin 13. Lineage: Eukaryota; Metazoa; Arthropoda; Insecta; Lepidoptera; Noctuidae. Gene Ontology annotation, molecular function: SNARE binding; SNAP receptor activity. The record is from RefSeq and is a predicted model, not a curated record. Gene Ontology annotation, cellular component: endomembrane system; membrane; SNARE complex. Gene Ontology annotation, biological process: vesicle fusion; intracellular protein transport; vesicle-mediated transport.
UUCAUCGACCGUCGAUUGGAAUUGAACAAAAGAAUUUUGUCGUGGAAAACCUGAAAUAAAGUAGUCUAAUCUACAUUUUAUAAGGUAAAGUUAGUUGUAAACCGGUUACGUUCUUCAGCUUGCGCAAUAUCACGUCGUUUGAUAGUCUUGGUUAAUUUUUGUGACAGUAUUUUCGUACAAAUUAGUGCCGAAUUAAAGUGACAACCACUUCUCGUCAAUUACUGUGGAUAAAAACGUAGUGAAUCACAACCACAACAAGAAUCUAUUUGUACGCUUCCUGCAUCGCAAUAAGUGCUACAAAAAUGGCAGAACGAGAACCAAUCAGCGGUUCAAGCCGGGACUACGGGGCGACGGCAGCGGUCCCCAGCGUCAGCUUUGCAGACUUCAGCCCCACAGAACUAUACAACCUGAGCGAGGGUAUAGCUGACAAUGUGAACAGCAUCAACAGUGGGCUUAAGUCGCUGGAGAAGAUGAUGAAACAGAUUGGUGGACCCAACGAUAGUGUGCAGUUGAGGGAUAAAAUUCACGAUACACAACAGACUGUAAAUGGUUCAGUGUCGGCGACCGCGCGCGACAUUCAGCGGCUGGGCGUGGUCGUCAGAAGGGGAGACAAGCCACAGAAACUUCAAGUUGAAAGGCUCACACAGGCCUUCACUGAGGCUCUUGCGAAGUACUCUUCUGUGCAGAAGCAAGUUUCUGAAAAGAUGGCAGCACAUAUGCCGAGGCCGCCGCGCGUGCGCAACGACCCACAAGCGAUGGAAGACCAAGCGAUUGCUGAUGAUGAAGAGGCCACGCUCAUUGCUAACCAACAGGCACAGGCGCGUCUAGUCCAGUUCGAGACGAGCAUGUUGCUUGAAAAAGAGGCGUAUAUCAACAAGAUAGAAGCCGAUGUACUGGACGUGAACCAAAUCAUACAGGAACUCGCUGAUAUGGUGAACCAGCAGGCACAGUCUGUCGAUAACGUAGAAAGUAACAUAGAAUCAGCCGGUGCGAACGUGGAAGCCGGCGUCGACGAACUAGCCAAGGCAGCAGAAUACCAACGCAGAUACAGAAGAAAAAUGAUGAUACUUAUCAUCAUCGGCGUCAUCGUUGCAAUCAUAUUAAUCGUAUGGGUCAUCAAAGCGUUCAGAUAGACUGCUUACCCCCCAAAAACCCAGUAUUACCCCAUGAAUUUCAAAAUGGUAAGACCUUAUCUUACACUUGAUGAGAUAUCUAUGUAUCCGAUGUGUGGAGAAAGCAACGAUUGAUAUUGUUUGUAAGUAACCGACAUGGAGGAGAAUAUUUUAAAUGUAUUUAUUUAUUAAAUAUACCAGCUAUGUUGAAAUGUAGCAUUAGACAAAUUGAAGCAAGCAGUAAUUUCGAUUUACAACCGCUAGGAGCGCUAGUGUCGAGUUUGGUCUGUUAUAAAAACUUUUGACUCCAACUGUGAUUAAAUUGCAGGAUCUUAUUCGAUAGUGGUGCUAUCUAGUGUGCACAGAAAUGAUAAUUUAAUUGCCUUAAGCGUUUCAUAUUAUAAAAUAAACAGCAAUAAUAUACCUAACUACGGACUAUUUUAAGAUAAUAAAAUGAUUAAUAAGCCUCUACAUUUUCUGUGCAUACGAUAAUAGUUGACAUUAAUACCUAUAUUGAUAGUUAAAAUUUAACUAAUUACAAAAAAAAACAAUCAAAACCAUUCAAUAAACCACCUAGGCUGUUAAUUGACUAGCUAGUUAAACUAAUUGCCAAUACCCCAUUUGUCUAAUGUUAUAAUAAAUAUUAAAUUCAUAAUUGAGUCAAAAUUCUUGCCUAAAGCAUACCCAAUUCAUUGAAUUGCUUUUUUCUAUUCGAAAUAUUUUUAUUAGACAGGGAUAAAAGAUAGGAUUGACGAUGUGUUAGAGCUACACGAGCUAGUUCUACUGUGAAAAAGAUGGAAAUAUGUGAUGAUAUACGUCUGUCUCUUUCACACUGAUAUGGUAAUCAUAAUAAUAUUGUCAUAAUGCCUGUACUGGCAAUAACAGAAAGAUUAUGGCAACGAUUCUCUUGUUUGCGUUAAACUUAAACACGCAUUUCUUAAUACUGGUAAAAAAAUAAUUUUCUAGAUAAUUAAAUAUUAAUCACAUCUAUGAUAUAAAAAUGAAUUGCUGUUUCUUAGUCUCGCUAAAACUCGAAGGGCUGGACCGAUUUGGUCUUAAAAGAUUUGUGGAAGGCCAAGGUCAGAUAUAAAGUGUUUUAGGCGAUACGCAGUUUGCCGGCUAGAAACUAAAUAUUUAACAAACUUAUCGAUUUUCAAAAUCAUCACUAUUAAUAAUAAUCACUCCAGUCUGUAUUCUGUCUCUUUCCUUUUCUCAAUGUUAAAAAAGGAUAGCUAUACUAAUACGUUCAAGAGAAUCGACGUCAUUUUGAGCAUAGAUCUUUACGAAGUGUCAGUCUACGGGUUAAUUUAAAGAAAAUAUAUAAUAACUGCUGUAUAUAAAGCGUUAUGUAUCGUAAAGUAGUGCCAAUAAGACAAAGUAAACGGGACGUUAUAAACCUUAAUACCGUGCAAUAAAGAUAAUUUUCACUCGUACCAAUAUAACAAAUUAUGUGUAAUCAAAAUUAACGUUUAGUCAAAGUUAUAAGGUACAUUUUUGUGCAAUAUAAAAGUUAUUUAGUUUUGUUGGCAUUACUAUACUGAAUUAUAGUUGAGUUUUAUUAUUAUUAUAUUAAUCGUAGCUAGAAUUUUAUUGUAGGUGUAUUAUUAAACAAUUUUACUUAUAACAUGUUUAAUUUUUUAACAUUCCAAAGUUAUGUAUUGCAUAAACAGACUUUAUUGCAAUUGCGCAAAAAUUUGCGCAUCUAUGGACUUGCGCAUGGAAGUUUGCGCAAACUAAAAUAAUGUAGAAAAAAAAUAGAUUGGUUCAACGAUUUUACAGGUUUUACUGUCAUUCAGGCUUUAUACAUAUAUUAACAAAUAAAAGUGUGUAAUUUUACAAAUAUUCUAUUCAGUAAUUACUUAUGACUAGAUGCAUAGUUUUAAUUUUGCAAGGCAGCAUCAUAUUCAUAUUAUUAUUCUUAAUCAAUAACAUUU